Penicillium canariense is the source of this 1494-nucleotide messenger RNA. RefSeq lists its product as uncharacterized. Gene Ontology annotation, biological process: transmembrane transport. Bases 1 to 1494 code for a protein of 497 amino acids. Lineage: Eukaryota; Fungi; Ascomycota; Eurotiomycetes; Eurotiales; Aspergillaceae. Gene Ontology annotation, molecular function: transmembrane transporter activity. The record is from RefSeq and is a predicted model, not a curated record. The transcript is spliced from 2 exons. Gene Ontology annotation, cellular component: membrane.
AUGAGCACAAUGUCGAACGAAAUAAAGCUAAGCAAGGUCCCAUCAACCCAUGACAUGGAGCGAGUGACCACGGAGGUUCAGAAUGGAGACCUCAAGCAGCAAACUACGCGGAACCUCGACCCAGCCCUGCAAUUUCUGGACGCGGAGGAGGUCGAAUAUACCCCCGCCGAGGCGAAGAAGGUGCUAUCCAAAAUCGAUCGAGUUCUCAUGCCCUUGCUCUGCUGGGUAUAUUUGAUUCAGUUUGCCGACAAGACAUCCUUGAACUAUGCCUCACUGAUGCGUAUCCGUGAAGACACUCAUCUUGCGUUUCCCACGACAUACCUGCUCCGUCGCCUGCCACUGGGCAAGUACACGGCUGUCAAUAUCGUGCUUUGGGGUAUCGCGUUAGUCUGCCACGCAGCCACUCACAACUACGCAAGCCUACUCUGCGCUCGUUUCUUCCUAGGCAUGUUUGAGGCAACAGUCACCCCAGCCUUUGUCUUGUUCACCUCCUGCUGGUACAAACAAGAAGAACAGGCCAAGCGCAUGGGCUUCUGGCUUAGCUGUAACGGUGUGGCUCAGUUACUCAUCGGACCCAUUGCCUACGGACUGGCUGGUGUACAUGGAACGACCAUUGCAGUCUGGAAGAUCCUAUUUCUUGUUCUUGGCCUGCCGACUAUCAUAACGGGGAUUUUCUAUCUGCGCUACAUGCCAGAUAAUCAAAUCCAAGCGCGGUUCCUGAACCACCGCGAGAAACUCAUUGCCAUUGAUCGCAUCCGAGGCAAUUUCCAAGGUAUCGGCAACAAGACAUGGAAGUGGCCGCAAUUCUUUGAAGCUUUCCGCGACCAGCGUACUUAUCUUUAUGUACUAUUCUCAUUGUUGAUGAACAUCCCCAACGGAGGAAUCACGACCUUUGGUUCUAUCAUUAUUAGCUCAUUUGGCUUCUCUGCCCGCCUGUCCCUCAUGCUCAACAUGCCAAUGGGAAUUGUCGACAUUGCCUGUAAAUUGGGGUUUACCUAUCUCUCUGAUAAAUUCCUCGAUCGCACCCUUUUCGCCACAAUCGCAACUUUAAUCCCCAUGGUCGGUGGGAUAAUGAUGAUUGUGAUUCCACUUCAUGCCAAAGCCGGCUUGCUGAUUGGAUAUUAUCUCAUUGGUGCCGCGGGGACAGCUUGGUGUCUCAUUAUGGUGAUGAUAUCCAACAAUACCCUCGGCUACACUAAGAAAGCAACGGUGAAUGGUCUCCAAAUUCUGGCCUACGCAGCUGGAAACUGGAUUGGUCCUCAGACGUUCCGCUCGAAACAAGCACCAGAAUAUUUUGAUGGCAAGCUGAUGGUCGUUGUCAUGUACGGCCUGGCAGCGGUUACUCUGGUGGUGAUUAGGGUGGUUAACAUUGUGGAAAAUAAGAGACGCGAUCGCCAGGCAAUUGACGAUCCUGCCGCAUUAAAUGCUACUGUUGGCACUGAGUUCCUGGACUUGACUGAUUUCGAGCAGCCUGCUUUUCGCUACGUGCCUUGA